This is a messenger RNA of Stegodyphus dumicola, 764 nucleotides long. RefSeq names its product astakine-like. NCBI's taxonomy places the organism in Eukaryota, Metazoa, Arthropoda, Arachnida, Araneae, Eresidae. The record is from RefSeq and is a predicted model, not a curated record.
CCGCCGAAGACGUUGCACUAUCGGUUGUCUACCGUUGGCAAUCGUCGAGUUGUCACUAUCCUUAGGAUUAUACUGUUUUUCUGUGGAAGUAAAAACGUUCGCCAGGUAAUUAGUUGACUGCGUCGUCGAAUAGAUGCCCAGGUUCUUCAGCUAGGUAAAAAAUUUGAUUUGAAGAAAAAUGAAGGGAGUUACGUUAAGCAUUUUGGCUUCUUUAUUUCUUGCUCAAGCUGUCGUCAGCUAUGAACCAAAUGAAUGCAAAAAAAAGAGUGACUGUGGACCAAAUGAAUGCUGCCGUAUUGGAAUGGAAAGAUAUUCAAUUCCUCAAUGUUCGCCCAUGGGUAAGACAGGUGACUGGUGCCGCACUAAUGCUGUUGCAGAAGACAGAAGACUAUUUUACCCCAAUGGCAUUUCUCGAGAUGUAGAGGACAGUUAUUCAUUAUUCUGCCCAUGUGCAAAAGGAUAUACGUGCAAGAUAAAUAAAUGUCAACCUUCCAAAGGCUAAUUGCAUGACUACUGUAAUGCAGGUUAAACAGAAACACUGUUAAUUAUAAAUGCUCGUAUUGUCCACAAUAUCAUAUUUAGUUAUAUUGUUAAAAGUUAGCAUUUUUAGAGAAAAAAAGCACCGGGCUCAGAAGAAGUGCUUUGUUUUUGUGAUGUAAUGUGUAAUAGAGCAUGCUGUACUUUGAAAUUAAUUAUGCAUGCAUGUAGCAAAGAAGGAACUUAGAGAAAAAUGUAAAUAAAUCGAAAAAGACGAAAAGACGAAA